AUCUUAGAUUCAUAGGACCACAUACAAAAUUAUGUCCGAAUUUAAUUUUCUUCCUCAGAUUGUUUGACCGGAGCUACGAUUUCGCUUCUUCUGAGACUCGCCCAGUCACCCUGUCCUAUCGGGCUCUUUUUUUUUUUUUCUUUUUUUUUUUUUGGGUUAUUUUUUUGGUUAUUUUUCACUUUUUUUCCUCUAUGCUGACUAGAUUUCACAAAAUUGCAAUCGAAAAGUCAGAAAACAUGAAAUAGAAACGGGGGUUUUUCCACCAUGCUACAGAUAGAGAAGUAGAAUAUUUCAACGUCUUUGGUGUAACCACUCCCUGUCUUCUCUGCCUCUCUCUAUUCUUCAAUUCCUGUCACAUCUGACUUGGUUGUUCAUCAUUGAAUCAAAUCUAUCUUUCCAGAUUUUGAUCUGCCCAUUCAUUUCUUGCGCUGCAUUUUCAGUUCAUGUCUCCAUUCUUAUAGACCCAUUCUUGUUUUUUCCUCUUUCUCUGCAUUUGGUUCUGAUUCUGAACUGCCGUGAGAAAAGGAGAAGGCAUGAUUCUCGACGAGCAAAGCUCUAUGGUUUCCCGAUGAUCCCUUCUUGAAUUAGUCCACGGGCUCAAGGGGGGGUUGAUUGAGGAGAUUGGCGGUGUGGGCAUAAAUGCGGCCGUGUUUUCUUCAAUGGCGGAGAGAAAUUUGCAUUCAAUGGGAAAUUUUGGUAAGAAGUCAAUGUUAGCUUUGUUCUCCAUUACUACCAUUAUGUUCAUGUUGUCUUGGUUUUUGGUGUUGCGAUCCACUGAUAGGCCUCUCUUUGUUGACCUUAGUAUAUUGCCCAACUCUAGGAUUUUUGCCCUAGCAGAUGACCAAACUGGUAAUCAAACCCCCUCUAUACACACUGAUUUGGAAGUGAAACCUAGCAAGUAUACUUGUGAUCCAGUCCUCAAAGUGUAUAUGUAUGAUUUGCCCCCAGAAUUUCACUUUGGACUCUUGGAUUGGAAGCCUGAGGGGAACAAUGUUUGGCCUGAUAUUAGAACUAAGGUCCCGAGAUACCCCGGUGGAUUGAAUGUGCAGCAUAGUAUAGAGUAUUGGCUCACAUUGGAUCUCUUGUAUUCGGAGUUUGUUGAGAAUACGAGUGGGCGGACUGCUGUGAGAGUGUCCAAUUCGAGUGAAGCAGAUGUAGUUUUUGUUCCCUUCUUUUCAUCGGUCUGCUUUAACCGGUUUUCAAGGCUGAAGCCGCACCAGAAGGCUAGUGUGAAUGUGUUGUUGCAAGAAAAAUUGGUGACUUUCUUGACAGCUCAAGAAGAAUGGAAAAGAUCGGGUGGGAAAGACCAUAUCGUUCUUGCUCACCAUCCUAAUAGCCUAAUGGAUGCACGAUCGAAGCUUUGGCCAGCUAUGUUCAUUCUCUCCGACUUUGGGAGGUAUCCCCCUUCUGUAGCUAAUGUUGAGAAAGACGUGAUUGCACCUUACAAGCAUGUCAUCGGGAACUAUGUAAAUGACUCAUCUGAUUUUGAUAGCCGUCCAACUUUGCUAUACUUCCAGGGAGCUAUUUAUAGAAAAGAUGGUGGAUUUGUUCGGCAAGAAUUGUUCUAUAAGCUAAAAGAUGAGAAAGAUGUACACUUCGAGUUUGGAAGCAUUCAAAAGGAUGGCAUACGCCAAGCAACCCGUGGGAUGCAGUCCUCCAAAUUUUGCCUUAACAUUGCUGGUGACACUCCCUCAUCAAACCGUCUCUUUGAUGCUAUUGCCAGCCAUUGCGUUCCUGUCAUCAUCAGCGACGAGAUAGAGCUUCCAUAUGAAGACGUACUCGACUACUCAGAGUUCUGCGUUUUUGUCAGAACAUCAGACGCUCUCAAAGAAAGUUUUCUCAUAAACUUCAUUAGGAGUAUUGGAAAACAAGAGUGGACUAGGAUGUGGGCUAAGCUCAAAGAGAUUGAACAUAUGUUUGAGUAUCGUUAUCCCUCGAAGGAGAACGAUGCUGUCCAAAUGGUCUGGCAGGCCAUUGCAAGGAAGGUUCCUUCUGUUAAGCUGAAGGAGCAUAGAAACCGGAGAUAUUCCCGAACCCCUGAGCCUAAUGACAGAGGACUUAAAUCGGCUCCUCUGCCCAAAAAUUUUGGGUGAACUUAAUAGGUUUUACGUUUAUAAAGCUUUGGGUUUUGGUAGCAUAUGAUUUCUGUAAAGGGAAAUGCAACUGCAUAUGAUCCACUCAGAUUUUGUGACUCAUCCCAUGCUUGCAACAUAGAUAGAGAGAAGCUAAUAGCAAACAAAUUUAAUUGCUAGGCGGCUUGCUGUCGAAUUGUUUAGAGAUAAUUGAUCAUCAAUUAUUCAAUUCAUUCAUAAUCAUCUA
Molecule: messenger RNA, 2319 nt
Organism: Ipomoea triloba (trilobed morning glory)
Lineage: Eukaryota; Viridiplantae; Streptophyta; Magnoliopsida; Solanales; Convolvulaceae
Product: probable arabinosyltransferase ARAD1
Exons: 2
Coding region: 660-2093 (477 amino acids)
Molecular function (GO): glycosyltransferase activity
Source: RefSeq, a predicted model, not a curated record